AUGACGCAUAUGUUAGUCUUAAUGGCAUUAUUUUGCCUGAGUUGCGCUACCGCACAUCCUCCUGUGUACACGCCUGCGAUCGCAGAGCGACAAGUCCCAUCAAAUACUUAUUUGCGUGGGUUUCAGCAGGCUUCAGACCUUUUCCCCCGUACUCUUAUCCAAGAUCGGUGCUCUGAUAAACAGAAGGAAACAUUAAGAACCGCUUGGAAGGGAGCAAAAAAACUAGCAGAAGCUCAGACUAGCACUGUUACCGGCUACGACUACGAUGCGGUGCAUAGGGCUUGGUUCGGCGAUGAUUGGAAUGUGAAAGGUGAUCCUGAGGUAGAGCGUCGGACACAAAUUAUCACCGAUAACAUGGCUCGUCUUACGAAGCUAUUCAGAGGAGAAGUAGGGGACCACGAUAAUUUUGUUUUUUGGUGUGAGGAUAAAUACGGAAAUUGUGAAGGGGAGGCCUGGGCAGCUUCCUUUGAACACACGUUAGAACACGGUGCACUUUACCAGUCCACGGUCUUCUGUCCAGAGUUCUUCGAGGAGGAAGAUGUAUUAGAAGAAGAUGUGGAAAUGUUCGGGGGCCACCCCGACGACGAGACAAGGAUAGAUCAUUUCCAAGACACGACUGCGGUUACUAUGCUGCAUGAAAUUUAUCAUUACCAAUUUGUGGUCUCUGAUAAUCCCACAUUAGACAUUGCUGAGUAUGGUGCGGGGUUUGACUACCAACUAGCCAGAGAAAAAGGAACGGAAGAGACAUAUUUGAACGCUAACUCCUACGCUAUGGACGCAUUAGUAAUCUAUCUUCAGCAAACAUUCCAGUCUAGUACUCCAGCACUACCACCAGGAUACUAA
Messenger RNA from Glarea lozoyensis ATCC 20868, 843 nucleotides. Its product is annotated as Metalloproteases (zincins), catalytic. Lineage: Eukaryota; Fungi; Ascomycota; Leotiomycetes; Helotiales; Helotiaceae. The record is from RefSeq and is a predicted model, not a curated record. Gene Ontology annotation, molecular function: metallopeptidase activity. Bases 1 to 843 code for a protein of 280 amino acids. The transcript has a single exon.